AUGUACAUCGGGCCCGUGGAGCCGCGAGAGGAGGUGUCCUGGGUGCUGGCGGGGAGCGACGACGAUUGGCGGCUGAAGGAGGAGAUGCUGCGCAUCUCCCCAGGCUUUGUGCAGAUCUUCAACGAGAUACUCGUGAAUGCUGCCGACAGGCAGUUCAGCAGCACAGACGGGGAGGGAAUGACAGCAAUCCGUGUGGAUGUCGACUCGAAGGAGGGGGAAAUCGUUGUUUUCUGCGAUGGAGGUCCGAUUCCGAUUGUGCAGAAGGAGUCUGGCAUGUGGGUGCCCACACUGGUAUUCAGCGAGUUCAUGAGCGGAGACAAUUUUGACGACUCCAAGCAGCGCUUCAUCGGCGGUCGCAACGGCAUCGGUGCCAAGGCGACGAACGCGUUCAGCAGCUUAUUCGAGGUCGAGGUGUUCGACCCCAGCACGGGCUACCACUUCAAGCAGCGGUGGGAGCAAAACAUGGCGGUCGAGCACGAGCCCCAGAUCCUCUCGCUGCAGCCAGACGCGCCUCAGAACGGUGCGGUGCAGGUGAGGUUCCGCCCUGACCUCAAGAGGUUCGGGCUCCGCAGCAUCAACCAGAACCACAUGCGGCUGAUAAGGUCCCGCGUGUUCGACGUGGCGGCGUGCGUCCGGCCCAGCAUCGGCGUGUGGUUCAACGGGGAGCGGGUCGCUGCGCGGGGCUUCCGAGACUACGCCGUCCACGUGCUCGGGGAGGACGUGGCGGUGACCACGAUCGAGGACGAGUCGGGGAGGCCCCGUGCGGAGAUCGCGGCAGCGUUUGCUGGAGACAACGGCUUCGCGGCGAUCGGCAUGGUGAACGCCAUCCGCUGCAGCAGUGGCACCCACGUGGAGCGCGUUAGCAGGCAGCUCGGUGAGGGCAUCGCAGCGCUGGCGCCGAGGAAGCGGAGGGUCCAGCCCAAGGAAGUGCAGCGCUUUCUCAGGCUGGUGGUGAAGGUAUUGGUGGACAGUCCUGACUUCGACUCAAGACGCGCCUCACCACCACGGCUGCGAACCUGGGUUUCGAGCUCAGGCUGCCGCGCGAUUUCAUUGACAAGGUGGCCGGCCUCGGAGUGCUGGAGGCGGCACUUGGCGCCGUCCAGCUCAAGGAGGGCCUGGACCACCUGA
Messenger RNA from Prorocentrum cordatum, 1128 nucleotides. The record is from the annotation of a GenBank genome assembly. NCBI's taxonomy places the organism in Eukaryota, Dinophyceae, Prorocentrales, Prorocentraceae.